Molecule: messenger RNA, 1587 nt
Organism: Dryobates pubescens (Downy woodpecker)
Lineage: Eukaryota; Metazoa; Chordata; Aves; Piciformes; Picidae
Gene: PRPSAP2
Product: phosphoribosyl pyrophosphate synthetase associated protein 2
Exons: 12
Coding region: 281-1390 (369 amino acids)
Biological process (GO): 5-phosphoribose 1-diphosphate biosynthetic process; purine nucleotide biosynthetic process
Cellular component (GO): ribose phosphate diphosphokinase complex; cytoplasm
Molecular function (GO): magnesium ion binding; ribose phosphate diphosphokinase activity
Source: RefSeq, a predicted model, not a curated record
UCGCGCGGCGCCGCCAUCUUGCCAGCGGAGGACCGGAGGGGCUGAGCUCCGCCGCUGCUUUUGCCUCUCCCCCCUCCCCUCCGGCCGGGCUACCUUCUCCCGGGCGCCCGGGGGGCCGGAGCCGGCAGGAGAAUUGUUAGUGACAGAGAAUGACAACAGCUGCUUCAGCAAGUGGAUGCAUUGUGCAGGAGGUGACUCUUUACAGCUGCCAGCUUUACUGAGCUCUGCCUUGCCUUCCACCCUUCUUUUCUUGUAGAAGCGGCUAAACAACUUGGGGUUGAUGUUUUGUGUGCCAUCCACUGAAAUUGGGGCCAUCAUGAAUAUAACCAAGGGUGGACUGGUGUUGUUUUCAGCCAAUUCCAACUCAUCGUGCAUGGAGCUGUCCAAGAGGAUUGCUGAGCGCUUAGGAGUUGAGAUGGGGAAGGUUCAGGUGUACCAAGAGCCAAACAGAGAAACCAGAGUGCAGAUUCAGGAGUCUGUGAGAGGAAAGGAUGUUUUUAUCAUCCAAACAGUUUCCAAGGAUGUGAAUACUACCAUCAUGGAGCUCCUGAUCAUGGUGUAUGCCUGUAAAACCUCCUGUGCCAAGAGCAUUAUUGGAGUGAUCCCUUACUUCCCCUACAGCAAACAGUGCAAGAUGAGGAAAAGGGGCUCCAUUGUCUCGAAAUUGCUGGCUUCAAUGAUGUGCAAAGCUGGGCUAACUCAUCUCAUUACCAUGGACCUCCAUCAGAAGGAAAUACAGGGCUUCUUCAACAUUCCAGUUGAUAACUUGAGAGCAUCUCCAUUUUUGCUGCAGUACAUCCAAGAGGAGAUACCAGACUACAGGAAUGCUGUAAUUGUGGCCAAAUCCCCUGCGUCUGCCAAGAGGGCACAGUCGUUCGCCGAGCGCCUGCGGCUGGGCAUCGCGGUGAUUCACGGCGAAGCUCAGGAUGCCGAGUCGGACAUGGUGGACGGGAGACACUCCCCACCCACAGCCAAAAAUGUAGCUGCUAUUCACCCCAGCUUGGAGAUACCCAUGCUGAUUCCCAAGGAAAAACCACCCAUCACAGUUGUGGGAGACGUAGGGGGGAGAAUUGCAAUCAUUGUGGAUGACAUCAUAGAUGAUGUUGACAGCUUUCUUGCUGCAGCUGAGACCCUCAAGGAGAGAGGAGCUUACAAGAUCUUCGUCAUGGCCACGCACGGCCUCUUGUCUUCUGAUGCUCCCCGGCUGAUCGAGGAGUCGGCGAUCGAUGAGGUGGUGGUUACAAACACAAUUCCACACGAGAUACAGAAGCUCCAGUGCCCCAAGAUCAAGACUGUGGACAUCAGCAUGAUCCUCUCGGAGGCCAUCCGCAGGAUCCACAACGGGGAGUCCAUGUCAUACCUGUUCAGAAACAUAGGACUGGAUGAUUAGUGCUGCUGGAAGGAGCCCCCCACCCCAGGCCAAACUGGAAGCAAAGAGAUGAGGAGCUGUGAAGCACCAUGCUUACCUAAAUACUUCAAUUGAGCCACUUUCUGUUUGUUUGUUUGUUUUCUCUUGGUUUCAGUAUCAAGGUAGAACAGUUUUAAAGAGCUUUUGGGUUGGUUUGGGUUUUUUCUUUGCUCCCCCUC